AACAUAGAAAACAAACCCUCGUGCGUAUGCAUUUGUUUUUCUCACAAUUUGUUAGCAAAAUGCUUUUCUGAUAGUAUUUUAUCUUAUUUUCUGCAAUAAUUAUUGAAUAAAAGUGUUAAAUAAAGAUCAGUGAAGGUGAAUUCAUUACAAUUAUGAAGUUCGCUUACAAGUUCCAGAAUCUCCUCGGCACCGUGUACCGGAAGGGAAAUCUCCAGUUCACUCCUGAUGGGAAUUCGGUGAUAAGCCCUGUGGGGAAUCGGAUAACAAUCUACGACCUAAAGAACAACAAGGUAAAAUCCUUGUCUUUGGAGAGUCGGUACAAUUAUCGAGCUCUCGAUAUUUCUCCAAAUGGAGCAAUUUUGAUCGCUGUAAAUGACAUUGGGGAAGCUCAGAUGAUCAGCACUGUGUCCUACACAGUGGUCUGCACUCAUAGAUUUCCCAGCAAAGUGUCUAGCCUGAAAUUCAGUCCCGAUGGGAGGUUCUUUGCAGUUUGUGUGAGAAAUACUGUAUUCAUUUAUAAGACUCCUGGGCAAUUAACAGGGGAAUAUGGUUCAUUUGCGCUGAAGAUAUUCUUUACGGGGGCUCAUGAUAAUUUGACGUGUGUGGAUUGGUCGUCAGAUUCAAGGGUAGUGGCUGUGGGAUCAAAAGACAAUUGUACAAGAAUUUAUUCGAUAGAGAAACUGAUGUAUUUCCGGACAAAAGUUCUAGGGGGACACACAGAUCCGAUUUCCGGAUGUUUUUUCGAAGAGAAUAGCUUGCAUUUGAAUUCUGUCAGUCGGAAUGGGCAGUUGUGCAUUUGGGAGGCGAAUCUGGGGUUGGGAGAAUUGGGUCCAUUGAAAGAUGAUACAGAGGAACCGGUUGAGAAGAAACAGAGAUCAGAGGAAGAUGAUGAGUUUGAUGAGGAAGUAGAUUAUGAGAAGGAGAAGGAAGCUUCAGCUCAAGGAAGCCUCAUGGAUAAAGGGGAGAGUGAAGAGGAGAGGGAUAAAUUGGGAAAGGUGAUUCCGAAGAGUUCAGAUGUGGAAGAAAAGAAACUACAGUACAAGAGAAUCAUGAGGUUCUACUUGGCUGAUGAGGUCAGGAAAGAGGACAGACAUGCUACCCUCACAGCUUCGGCCUAUCACAGGAAGUCCCGGAUUCUAGUGACUGCCUUUUCCAAUGGUGCUUUCUUCCUGCAUGAACUCCCGGAAGUAAACUUGAUCCAUUCCCUGAAUAUCUCAGAUUAUCAAAUUGACACAGUCACUUUCAAUGGAUCAGGCGAUUGGAUAGCCCUGGGAGUGGCUGGUGUUGGUCAGCUGCUGGUGUGGGAGUGGCAAAGUGAGAAUUAUGUGAUGAAACAGCAGGGACACUCGAGUGACAUGACCUGUUUAACCUACUCUCCGGAUGGUCAAUUUGUGGCUACGGGAGGUGAUGAUGGAAAGGUCAAACUCUGGAAUCUCCACACAGGCUUCUGCUUUGUCACCUUCAGCGAACAUUCCGCUCCUGUAACAGCUGUGGAAUUUAGCAGGAACAAAAAAUUCCUCAUCAGUGCAUCCCUGGAUGGAACUGUAAGAGCUUUCGAUAUGAUGCGCCAUCGGAACUUUCGCACAUUCACAACUCCACAGCCAACACAAUUUGCCAGUGUUGCCCUGGACUCUUCGGGAGAACUCGUAGCAGCAGGAAGUCAGGAUGUCUUCGAGAUCUACUUGUGGUCAGUGAAGCUGGGAAAACUCCUGGAAGUCCUGAGUGGACAUGAAGCUCCUGUGAUGUCUCUAGCUUUCUCUCCAAUUCCCACCUCUUCGACGCUCGUUUCUGGAUCUUGGGACAAAUCUCUCAAGGUUUGGAAUUGCCUGGAGGCGUCUGAAGAUCAUGAAAAUAUUGAUCUCAUGUCGGAUGUUGUUGCUGUGGCAUUUCAUCCGGCUGGGGAGGAAGUUGCAGCUGCAACUCUCAAUGGGAAUAUUUCAGUGUUUCAUGCAAAGGCCGCCCAACAGGUGGCGUUAAUUGAGGGGCGGAAUGAUUUGGGAAGCGGAGUCAGUGAACUGGACAUUGUUACAGCCAAGAAAAAUCUCCAGGGAAAAUGCUUCACAACAAUAUCGUAUUCAGCUGACGGGGAUUGUAUCCUGGCGGCGGGAAAGUCCAAGUACAUCUGCAUCUAUCACGUGAAAGAGGGCAUGCUGCUGCGGAAGUUCGAGGUGACACAGAAUCAGAGCCUCGAUGGAUUGAGUGACUUCCUGAAUCGCCGGAAAGUCACGGAAUUCUGUAACUUGGCCCUCGUGGAGCGCCGUGAGCCUCUCGAGGGCGGCAGUGUAGCGGUGAAAUUGGCAGGAGUUCAGCGGGGUGACAUGUCUACAAGGCACUAUAAGCCGGAAUUUCGGGUCUCUUGUGUGAGAUUUUCUCCCACUGGACUCUCCUGGGCAGCCGCUUGUACUGAGGGAUUGAUGGUGUAUUCCCUGGACAAGGGAAUUGUCUUCGAUCCCUACCAACUGUCCCAGGAAGUCACACCGAAAGCCACGAGAGAUUUACUGGCCAAGGAGGAAUUCUCAGGGGCUCUCAUCAUGGCACUGAAACUCAAUGAAACACCCCUCAUUCACCAAGUCAUUGAAUCUGUUCCGCUGAAAGAUGUAAAAUUGGUUGUGCGGAGCCUCCCGGAGGAAUUUGGGGAGCGUCUGAGUGAGAUUGUGGCUCAGCUGCUGAUGAGCACGCCACACGUUCAAUUCUAUCUGCAGUGGGCAUGUGAAGUGAUAACGUUCUUUGGCCCAAAGGAGAACAUCCUGCCACAUCAUGCCCUUCUCACGUUACACCAGAGUCUUUCACGGAAAUAUGAGACACUGUCCAAAGUAUGCGACUUCAAUAGAUACACAAUCAGAGUUCUCAAAUCUGUGGCUCAAGUCAGGGAAGCGCAGGAGGAUGUGCCGGAUCCUGAGGAUCAGGAAAUGACUCUCAUCUCCAAGGAAGAUGAUGUUACAAUGGAGGAUAGUGAAGAAGAAGACGAUGAAGAUUGACGUGGUUGAUUUUUUUGUUGUUGGAGGAGAAAAGAGACGAAGAAAGAUGGGAAGAAUAUGCAUCUUCCCAGGGAACUUGCGGUAUUCACAGGAGGUUAAAAUGUACAGUAUAAUAGUUAAUGGUGUUUAAAUUCUCAUUUAAAAUAGAUUCGCUAUUUUUAUUUUAGAUUUUUUUUCUUCUGAAAAUAUAUAAUCUUUUAUUCGUAAAA
This is a messenger RNA of Phlebotomus papatasi, 3187 nucleotides long. Its product is annotated as periodic tryptophan protein 2 homolog. The record is from RefSeq and is a predicted model, not a curated record. The transcript has 8 exons. Gene Ontology annotation, molecular function: protein binding. The coding region runs from base 153 to 2978 and encodes 941 amino acids. Lineage: Eukaryota; Metazoa; Arthropoda; Insecta; Diptera; Psychodidae. Gene Ontology annotation, biological process: maturation of SSU-rRNA from tricistronic rRNA transcript (SSU-rRNA, 5.8S rRNA, LSU-rRNA); ribosomal small subunit assembly. Gene Ontology annotation, cellular component: small-subunit processome; Pwp2p-containing subcomplex of 90S preribosome.